Messenger RNA from Myiozetetes cayanensis, 3295 nucleotides. It is a transcript of the gene SLC25A39, whose product is annotated as solute carrier family 25 member 39. Lineage: Eukaryota; Metazoa; Chordata; Aves; Passeriformes; Tyrannidae. The record is from RefSeq and is a predicted model, not a curated record. Bases 1301 to 2509 code for a protein of 402 amino acids. The transcript has 12 exons. Gene Ontology annotation, biological process: mitochondrial transmembrane transport.
GCUCCAAGCUCGGGGGCGUUGUAGACCCCAGGUAGGGGGACAGAGCCCAGGUAAGGGAGAUCCCCGGGGCAGUGGGGGCUGCAGGCCCACCCAGGUAGGGGUGCAGACCACAGGUAGGGGGGCUGCCCCUGCCCUGGGGGGCUCCCGGGGGCAGCGAUCCAGGCUGGGUCCCUGUGAGCCCUGGGGGAUGCUCCAGCGUCAUCCCCUGCUCCAGGGGAAACUGGUUUGUCCCCCAGCAGGAUGAGCCCCCAGUGCUCUCUGGGCACCCCCAGGGAUGGACCUGGGGAACCCUGGAGCAGCCCAGGGCCUGGGAAGCACUGGGGGAUCUGCCAGCAGGAUUUCCCUUUGGCUCAGGGCUGGAGUGCCCAGCUGGGCUCUUCCAGCUCGGGAAGAGCCCCCUGAGCUCCCCUUGAGACCCCUGUCCCUGGGAGUUUUUUGCAUUGAUCAUCUUAACUUAUAUUUGUUUCUCCCCCUUUUUGUCCCGAUCGUCACUGUGCUGUGCUCAGCCCCAGCAGGGCUCAGCUCCAGGCUGAGCAGGGGGCUCUGGGCUGGGGAUUUAGGGGCUUAUUUUAUCCUGGAUGGAUAAGGGAGCAGCUCCUAGUUGAGAAGGGAGCCCUGGAGGUGCCUCACUCCCCCGGCACCAACAGAGGGGCUGUGUUGGGGCGUGUCACGUCUAAGUAAGUGAGUUUAUCAGGUGCUGCAGGGCUGGGAGCCAGAGAUUUCCCUCGGCUUGCGUAAGACUGAGCAGCAGGGCUGGGGCUGGGGGAAGGAUCCGGCCCCAGUGCCCUGCCCACGGUUUUGCAAUGGCUGUGGGGUCAGUGGGCGAGCGUCACGGCGCCGUCCCCGUGAUGGGCACAGAUCCCAGACAGCACCCAGGUCCCAGUGGGGCAGUGUAUGCCAGGUGGCAGGAUAAACCCAGCUCCCCGGAGGGCUGAGUGCUGGGACAGACCCAGCUCUCCCAGUGUGGUGCCAGGAUGAAUCCAGCUCUCCUGGUGGGGCUGGGUGUGGGGACAGCCCCAGCUCUCCUGGUGGGGUUGGCACGUGUGGGUUCAGGACAGACCUGUCCUGACUCGCAGCCUUGGGCACCUGACAACCCCUGAGCCCGUAACCGAGAGAUUUAUGACUCCUCUGACCUUGCAAAUUGCUGAGUCAGAUGGGGAAGGUUUUUUGCUGCAUUCCCUGGCUUUAAAAAACCCUGCAGGUUCCCAAAGCUUGGAAGCCCUCCUGCCGUGGCCCCAGCCCUGUCCCAGCACGAGGAUCAUCCCCAGGCCGUGGCAGGAGGGAGCAGCUGGUGCUGAGCAUGCUGAGGGUCAAUUCUCUGCGUCCUCCUCCCAGGGAGGGGUGCAGUGUCCCCUGCUUCCUGAAGGCACCACAUCAGCUCUGGGGGCUGCAGCCUUGCCAAACCUCAGGGGGAAUCAGGCAGAAGGAGGACGGUGCCAUGGCUGAGAAGAUGUCACUGAGCCCCGGCGUGGGCAUCACGCCGCUGCAGCAGAUGCUGGCCUCGGGGACAGGCGCCAUCCUCACCUCCCUCUUCGUGACGCCGCUGGACGUGGUGAAGAUCCGGCUGCAGGCCCAGAGGACCCCGUUCUCCAAAGCCUUGCCAGCGCAGGCAGUGCCCUGGGGCGCUCAGCCGGCCACAUGGAAGUGUUUCCUCUACUGCAACGGGCUCAUGGACCACCUGUACGUCUGCCAGAAUGGCAACGGCUGCACCGCCUGGUACAAGGCCCCCACCCACUUCACCGGCACACUGGACGCCUUCGUGAAGAUCACACGCUACGAGGGCAUCAGGUCCCUGUGGAGCGGCUUGCCCCCCACCCUGGUCAUGGCUGUGCCAGCCACCGUCAUUUACUUCACCACCUACGACCAGCUCCGGGACUACCUGCACGCCCGGACGGGAAGUCGGGGUCCCCACAUCCCCUUGCUGGCCGGGGCCCUCGCCAGGCUGGGUGCCGUGACGGUCAUCAGCCCCCUGGAGCUGAUCCGCACCAAGAUGCAGUCCCGGCAGCUCAGCUACCGCGAGCUGGGCGUCUGCAUCCAGUCAGCAGUGGCCCAGGAUGGCUGGCUGUCCCUCUGGAGAGGCUGGGGACCCACCGUGCUGCGGGACGUCCCCUUCUCGGCUCUGUACUGGUUUAACUAUGAGUUGGUGAGGGCGUGGCUCUGCAGGCAGGCCUGGCUGGAAGAGGCCACGUUCAUGGUCAGCUUCACAUCUGGGGCCAUCUCUGGCACGGUGGCCGCAGUGCUGACGCUGCCCUUCGACGUGGUCAAAACCCAGCGGCAGAUCGAGCUGGGAGACAGCGAGCUGCACCCAGUCUCAGCCUCCAAGCCUUCCUCCACCUGGCUGCUCAUGCAGCGGAUCCGCGCCGAGUCUGGCACCCGGGGGCUGUUUGCAGGCUUCCUGCCCCGUGUCAUCAAGGUGGCACCUGCCUGCGCCAUCAUGAUCAGCACCUACGAGUUCGGCAAGACCUUCUUCCAGAAGCUGAACCAGGAGCGGCGGCUGCGGGGGUUGUGAGCAGGACUGGGGCAGGGCUGUGUGUGGCCAUGCCCAGGGGACAGUGCCAGCCCUGCUCUGGCUGGGAAUCCCGUGCCCAGGGGACAGUGCCAGCCCUGCUCCGACCGGGAGCCCCGGGAGCAGCGAUCCACGCUAGGGCUGUGCAGAGCCCAAGUGCCUUCAUCCCGCACUCUGCCUCCCCACGCACGGAGCCAGGGCCCCCACUUGCAAUCCCAGCCACUCUGGGGGACAUCUGUGCCUGCUGCUGUGACACUGGGGGGGACAUGGACCCCCAAACACUCAUCCCUUGGGGCUGGACUGAUGCUGCUGCUGCUGCUACUGGAUUUAUGGACACUCUGGCAAGGAUGGGGUGUCCCAGGAGACUUGGCCUGGCAGGAGAUGGAGCUGGGGCUCUGGCGAGGACCAAACCCCAAACCUCGGAGGAUUCUCUGCCUGCCUGGGCCCCCCAGCCCUGCUCUGCCUGGGGGUCUGCCCCUCCUCCAUCACUCACGCACAGCCUCCCCUUGCCAGCUCUGCAUGGGGACACGUCAGGACCCUCUCCCUGCCUCCAGACCUCUCACUGGGGGUGUCCUUGUCCCGUGCCAGACCCUGGGUCGGACAGACCCUGCAUGGGGACAGACCUCGCUGCUGCUCCAGGGGGCUGAGGGACACGGUGGCACCCCCUGCCCUGUCCCUUCACUGCAGGGGCCUGCCCCAGCUCUGCGGGCACGGCCCCCACCUUCCCCUGGAAUUCAUGUGGGGGGAAUUCCUCUUAUUUUCUUAAAUAAAACAAAAAUUUGUCUCAUA